AUGACGCCGUCGAGUGAGGACAUUCCCGAUGGCGCCACCGCAGAGGAGGGCGCGAGCGGCUUGUCCAGGGAGGCGACGUCCGUGCCCAGCCUCCAGGAAUGCUGCAUGAAGACCGUGAACCGCUGCUUGAACGCGCGCUCCGUCCUGGAGCUGCUGGAAUUCUGCCAAAUGACAGGGGGCAUGUUUGCCCAAGGCCCCGAGCUGAAGAACAAGUGCAUGCAGUUUGUGACAAACACAUUUGAGAGUGUGCGGCAGAUAAUGGGCGAUGAGGCGCUGAGGCGCAUCCUGCCUGAGGAAGUGACUGCCCGAUUGGAAGAAGCCGCCAAGGAACGAGCGGAGACCAUCAGGAAGGUCAGGAUUGAGGGGAAGGUCGUGGAGAGGGAAGCAUUGGGCGAGGAACCGAAAGAGGAGAAUCUGGGUCCAUCUGUAUCUGGUGAAGUUGCACACAGGUAUGAUAAUCUGCGUGCGGGUGUCAGGUGGCCUAGCAACGUGGAUCCCACACGACGAGAAGAGUACCUGACAGAGGAAGAAUUCAAGAAGGUCUUCUGGUGCAGUUAUUCGGAAUACCAGCAAUACCCACAAUGGAAGCAACUGUGGCUCAAAAAGGAGAAAGAGUUGUUUUAG
This is a messenger RNA of Ostreobium quekettii, 624 nucleotides long. The record is from the annotation of a GenBank genome assembly. NCBI's taxonomy places the organism in Eukaryota, Viridiplantae, Chlorophyta, Ulvophyceae, Bryopsidales, Ostreobiaceae.